GAUGCAUCUCCACAUUAAAGAAAAUUAUUUUGGAACUGGGGGUUCCACUGGAAGAAAACAAAAAAUAAUCAGCAGAUACUGGUGGAACGAUAUAAUAUGAGAGCAAAACGUCUUCAGUAUUUGCGGCAGAUUAAAGAAUAUAGGGAAGAGGGCCACCCAAUCAUCUACAUGGAUGAAACCUAUAUUCAUUCAUCGCACACCACCCCAUAUGCAUGGAGUGAUGGAUCCAUCCAGGGAUUAUUUUCCCCUGUGUCCAAAGGCCAACGGCUGAUUGUUAUCCAUGCAGGGGGAGAGCAAGGUUUCAUCCCUAAUGCCUAUGUAGCUGUAGCGCAGAAGUAAUCAUUGAUUAAUUUUAUUUGUUGAGUAGAUAUUUACGAUAUCAUUGUACAUUUCAAAUAAUAGUUCCAGAUCCUUAAUGUUAACAAUUCGGUUAUGUGCGAAUGUUUUGUAUGAGCCUUUGCUAUUUAUUGAUACGUUCGGUAUGACAUUCAUAAAAAGUGGGGGCUGUACUGGACUGACAUGAAACAGAAUUGAAUUUAUCAGUUAGCUUACAGUAUAUAUUUCCUGAUAGAACCCACCAGGUUUAAUUGUAAUUAACUGAAUUAUGAUAUGUUUGGAAAGGUGGAAGAGAUUGAAGCUUUGUGUUCAAUAUAUGGCACUGAAUGGAAAACAGAAGAUGAAGUACACCAUACUUACAGUAUCAAAAUAGAAGAAGGUAUCCAAUCUGCUGUUUUGUAUGUGACACUACCAGUAGAUUAUCCUUCAACAAGCCCACCUGAAUACCAAUUGUCAGCACCUAGUUUAGGUGCACAGGAGAAAACAAUAAUUUCUUCACUGCUAGAUCAAGUUUAUUUGGAGAACAUUGGGGAAACAGUCAUUUUCCAGUGGGUAGAAAAGGUACGAGAACUUCUGCAGCAUAUGCAGGUAUUGGAGGCACCUGAAGAAAAAGAUGAAAAUGAAGAUGAAGAUAAUGAAAUGGUGUCAUUGUGUUCUACGAGUCAUCACGUUGUUAGGCCAACAGUUACUCAUGGCACCAUCAUCACUGACAGAAAGAGCAUUUUCCAGGGACAUGCUGCCAUUGUCACAUCUGCUGAAGAAGUUUCGCAGGUGCUGGAGGACCUGUAUGAGAACAAGAAGAUAGCUCAUGCUACACACAACAUGUAUGCAUACCGCAUCUGGAAGCAAGAUACGAAAUGUUUUGUCCAAGACUGUAAUGAUGAUGGAGAGACACGUGCUGGAAGUCGUCUGCUUCAUUUGCUGCAGAUUUUGAACUGUCAGAAUGUAAUGGUGGUUGUGACUCGUUGGUAUGGUGGAGUUCAUCUAGGCCAUGACAGGUUUCGACAUAUCAGUAAUGCUGCAAGACAGGUGUUGGAUAUGGCUGGGUUAAUUCAGCCCUGUAAUCAACAGAAGAAGAGUCGGAAGAAAGAGACAAGUUGAAAGCAAUAUAUCAAGAUAUAAUUUUGUUAGACAAUGUGUCUUUGUUACAUUCUUUUGGUUGGAGGGGUGUAUAUGUGUCUCAGGAAUUCAGAGAUGUAAUUAUAAUAUCAUCAUCAUCAGUAAUCUGUCAGGCGACAGGUCCACAGUCUCUUCCAA
This is a messenger RNA of Cryptotermes secundus, 1593 nucleotides long. RefSeq names its product protein IMPACT-B. The record is from RefSeq and is a predicted model, not a curated record. Gene Ontology annotation, cellular component: cytoplasm. Gene Ontology annotation, molecular function: protein binding. The coding region runs from base 610 to 1437 and encodes 275 amino acids. Lineage: Eukaryota; Metazoa; Arthropoda; Insecta; Blattodea; Kalotermitidae. Gene Ontology annotation, biological process: regulation of translational initiation. The transcript is spliced from 5 exons.